GACUCUUAUCGAUGAGUAGCGUAAUGGCUUUGAUUCAUUAUAAAUAAUGUUUUCAGUAAUUUAUCCAAAUAACAUAUUCAGUGGCUGACGCCAUGAAAAACAUAACGCUUUUCAUUUGCCUUAAUGGCGUAUUGUGUUUUUGCAAUGCUACGUCCUCUUCGUUCAAAUGGAGCAAGAGUUACACUCUAAAAGCCGUUCUAACCGUGCCGGCGGCGAACCUCAGCGAACCUUACCAAGUGUGGUUGGAUGGAGACACACGCAAAUCGCGGGUUGAUUUCUACGAUGGAAUGGACAAGUUGUAUAGGCUGUGGGAUGAUGCUGAAGAAAAAUAUUUUUAUUACAAGAUACACCCAGAAACGACUGGUAAUUUUAGAAACAAGGACGUGUGCCAUGAAGUGUCUGCUGAUGCCAGCGAGACGAAAACAUAUGCUAUCAACACUUACCUACCCGUUAAGAAGUUCAAGUACAGCCAUAAUGAAAUAGUAAACAGUAUUAAAGCACAGAAAUGGAUUUAUGAAUACUCUGUGACGCUAGAGCAGAAGAGUGUCAAGAUAGUGUAUGCUGUAUGGGUCACUUUCGAUAACGCAUCUCCCAGCAAAACUGCUACCCCUGUACGAUACGUGUACGAAAUGAAACUAGGAGACAAAUUGUUGGAUAAUUUCCAACACGAUUAUAUCUACUUCGAUGGCAAUAAGCCUGAAGUAUCCCUAUUGCAGAAGCCAUUGGGUCUGCCUUGUGGAGCUCUACGCUAUACAUCUUUUCAUGAACCAAUUGAUCCUUUAGUGGAAUUCAUUGAACCUUUGUUAGAAAGUUCUAGAGUGACAAAAGCCUUUGACGGGUUCAAAACGAAGCACAAUAAAAAGUAUGCAGACGAAAAUGAACACUUCAAAAGGAUGAAUAUAUUCAGAGACAAUUUGCGAUUUAUCAAUUCAUUGAACAGACAGCACAAAUCAUUCUCGGUCGGUGUGAAUCAUUUGACAGAUCUAAAUGAUGAAGAAAUAUCCGUGUUUUUGGGGACUAAACAUACAAAGACGCAUGAUGAACCUGAUGAGGGUAGCGGGGGUUACAAUAAUGAUGAUGACGAUGAUGAAGGCGAUGAUUUUGAAGGGGCUGACAAAAGUACAUUUGACUGGAGAGAUUAUGGCGCCAUUACUCCUGUAAAAGAUCAGACGGCUCUCUGCGGGGCUUGCUACGCGUUCACUUCGGCAGCGGUUAUAGAAUCCACUGCCUACAUCGCUAGGGGAUGCAAGAACUUAGAUGAAAUCAGCGUACAAGCUGUCGUGGACUGUACUUGGGCGUCACCCGAAAAUAAAAAUCAAGGCAAUUUGGGCUGCAGUGGAGGUAGUUACGAGUACACUUUGAAAUGGGUCUCUAAGUGGGGAGUACCACUGGCAUCGGAAUAUGGACCAUAUUUAGCUCAGGAAGGCCGGUGUCACUAUAAGAAUAUGACCAAAUUAGUAGUAAUAGAUGGUUACAGUGAGUUGCAAAAGAAGAAACACAUAAUCAAGAAAUAUAUUAAAACUAUUGGACCCGUGCUGGCUGCCAUCGACUCCAAUUUGAAAUCAUUCACAUUUUACACCGGAGGUAUAUACAAUGAUCCUAGGUGUCGUACGGAAGGUGAUUUCCGUAAUCACGGCGUGAUUCUUGUUGGGUACGGCAAAGAGGAAGACCAGGAGUAUUGGAUCGUGAAGAAUUCAUUUGGAGUUGCUUGGGGGGAGGAUGGGUACAUGCGUAUCGCCACCAAAGACAACGUAUGUGGGGUGAAAAACUUCCCAGUCGGCGUGAAUUUUGUCAAGAACCGCAUUGAAAAUUGUAAGAGUCGUGGUGAAUUUAAACCUGAAAAUGUAAAUGAUCAGAACUGGCUGUAUUUUUAGUCUAUAUUUGACGAAUUAUCCAUACAAUAAUUUGUAAUGAAUACGUUAGGUAUCUAAAUAAAAGGGAAAUAAUGAAACAUCAUGCUAAUAAUUACGGUGACAUGAAAAUAAAAGUUGCAUUAUAGUUCAAUAUCUAACCUGUCAUCCUACUACAAACAAGAUUGAAAUAUUAAAACGGCUUCACAGUACUUAACCUGAUUGUUUAUCAUCCGUCUAGCAAGUUUAUAACCCGUGUAAAUAAUAUAAGCGAAGUAGCUACCUAGUAACGGACAGCGAACCACGAUCGAAAGUUCUGGAAACAGGUGUCUACAACACUGGUCAAAUCGAAUAAUACAGUUCACUGGCUUUGGCUUAGUAACUAGGUACGAUAUCUAUCAAAUUAAUUUUGACAACAUUUCACUCAGCAGAUAUUAUGCCUUUACUAAUUGAAUCAUCAUCAUCACUAAUUUAAGAACAACACUCGUGUCGGUGUAGCAUUCUCCAUGCUACUUUUUUGGGAAAAAUAGGGCAGUUGUUUCCCUCUUGCCACCCCGCGGUACUCUGUCUGAUGCGAGUGGGAUCGCGCCCAGAGUAGUCUGUUUCAAAGCCGUACUAGGAUCCUGUCGUCCGCCUCCGAAUAGUACUGACAGUCACUGCUGCCCUCUGUCAGGUUUCAGGUUACUGUCCCUGUGACUUGUCCCUUUCGUCCUGCAUUGCAGAAACCGAUGGCUCCUAUCUCCGCCUCUGCAACCGCUGAGGUAUUCAACCGUAUCCAUGGGCAAGGGUUCGACGUUACACCCUGGGUCCCUAUCCGAACUCAGCCACCAUCUCACUCUGGCCUACUGAAUUAAGAGACGCCCAGGGUCCACGGCAAGGACGCGCCGAACAGGAAUUACGCCAGUGGAGGGCAGAGAAGACUUUUUCCCCUCUAGGGCCGAGUUGGUCUUGUAUGAAAUCAAAAACAAAGGCAAAUGUUAAUCGAAUAACGUAUGAAAAUAAUAUUUAUUCGUUAUUCGUCGUUUGAAUAUUUUUUGUCCAACUCUGGGUACAACCACAUAUUGCUAAAUAGUUACUACAUAAAUACAACCUUGACUUCUAUAAUGUUUCAUCUGUUAUGAAAGAAUGUGCAGCCAUUCGUAUGUGCAAAUCUAAAAAAAAACAUCCAUUCCUGAACGAGCAAUGAAACUCGUCUGUUUUUAUGAAUUGGACGAAAGCCUUUUACGAAGUCAAAUUCAAACUACAGUCACCAAAACCAAUUUCAUUGGCUGUCCGAUCAAAAAAAAAUAGCCAGUACUGAUUAUUUUAUGUAAGAUAAGCCAGCGAUAAAAAUAUUAAACUCUUUAUAAGUAUA
Pectinophora gossypiella (pink bollworm) is the source of this 3204-nucleotide messenger RNA. Its product is annotated as digestive cysteine proteinase 3-like. Gene Ontology annotation, molecular function: cysteine-type endopeptidase activity. Gene Ontology annotation, cellular component: lysosome. NCBI's taxonomy places the organism in Eukaryota, Metazoa, Arthropoda, Insecta, Lepidoptera, Gelechiidae. The transcript has 14 exons. The record is from RefSeq and is a predicted model, not a curated record. The coding region runs from base 93 to 1874 and encodes 593 amino acids.